UUUCAUAGAAGGCCAUAUCUAAUGACUAUAUUAACAGCGCUAGUGUUAUCUGAUAUCUACACUGCCCGAAAGAUCCCCGUGUCCUUUCCAGUGAUCUGGAGUGGCUUCAUUGCUCAUUUGGACGGCUCUACACCUUUCCUAGAUCCACUCAAAAGCUCCAAAAUACCGCGUGCUUGAUCCAACGGAAUAACUUCGCUGCUUUGGCGCCCUGGAAAAGCUCUAUGUUUUUCUUAUCGGGUCAAUCAUUCACUCAGGCUGAAGCUCCCAGUCUACUUCUUUGGCUUAUCAGCGCGCCUUGAAGGCGGAUAGUCAUGUCAACUGUAUGAUGUGACUUUCUGAUGGGUUCGUUCCAAUACAAACAUGGGAUGCGAGGCACGUGUGCUGCCUCUUGUGGCAUGCUCAUCGUGGGGCCUGGACUUUCUGGGGCGCUCUGGCUUGGACGCAUAUAAGGACCCUCAUAUACCAUAUAGUCUUACAUCUUCGCAAUCCAGACACUCGACAUGUCCAAGGCUAGCAGCUCAUUAGGCGAACAGCCCUUUGGCAUCUACAAGAUGGCACCUGGCAGCGGCGGCAAUUACGGCAUGAAAUUUGUCACGACGAGCAAGCAUGCCACCCAUCAGAGCACGCCCGACAAUGUUGUCGUUCAGUCUAACAGAUAUCUUACGACGGUAUGUCAAGUGCUAGUGGGGACAUCCAAUCGAAUUGAGUCGUAUUUACUGGCUGGCAUCGGGCAGUGGAAAUUUGAAAAGGACGGAACCGGUGAUUUGUAUACCAUUCAGAGUGGCCCCAUCAGCAAGGACUAUACCAAACCUGAAGCUGGGACGAAUAAGGCAGGUGACAAGGUACUUGCGGGAUCCCACUCCUUCAAGUGGACUAUUAAAGAGACUGAUACCGAAAAUCACUACCACAAAAUUUACUUGGACUCAAAGGCAACCGUCCCUCUUGUAUGGUACAUUGCCGACGGCAAGGACGGAGCAUCUGUCAUGUUGGCAGACUCGAGCAAGGUCUCAGCCGAGUGGAUUUUGGAAAGCAUCCCAGACAGUGGCACACCCCAAUCCGUGUCCAUCGGCAGUGGCGGCAAAUACAGACUGAAAUUUGUCACGACGAGCAAGCAUGCCUCCCAUAAGAGCGCCUCCAACGAUUCUGUUGUUCAGUCUAGCAGUGAUAAUACUAAGUGGAAUUUUACAAAGGUCUCCGGUGGCGAUGACUUGUUUACCAUUCAGAGCACCGCCAGUAGCAAGUAUGCCAGGCCUGAGACGAAGGCAGGUGACAAGAUAGUCGCGGGAUCCGACUCCUUCAAGUGGACUGUUACAGAGACUGAUACUGACAAGCACUACUACAAAAUUUACUUGGACCCAAAGGCAACUGUCCCCCUUGUAUGGUACCUUGCCGACGACAAGGACGGAACAAACGUCACGUUGGGAGAUGCUAGCAAGGUCUCAGCUGAAUGGAUUUUGGAAGAGAUUCCAACAAAGCUUCUCAAAGCGCAUGAUAUAAAAUCGUCGUAACUGUAUGAGGUUCAGUAUAGCGAUCUGUACGAGUGGCAAUUGAGGGCUAUUUGAUCAUCAUUCUGUGCUA
Molecule: messenger RNA, 1578 nt
Organism: Serpula lacrymans var. lacrymans S7.9
Lineage: Eukaryota; Fungi; Basidiomycota; Agaricomycetes; Boletales; Serpulaceae
Exons: 6
Coding region: 501-1508 (335 amino acids)
Source: RefSeq, a predicted model, not a curated record